Molecule: messenger RNA, 948 nt
Organism: Carlito syrichta (Philippine tarsier)
Lineage: Eukaryota; Metazoa; Chordata; Mammalia; Primates; Tarsiidae
Product: olfactory receptor 6N2-like
Exons: 1
Coding region: 1-948 (315 amino acids)
Biological process (GO): G protein-coupled receptor signaling pathway
Cellular component (GO): membrane
Molecular function (GO): G protein-coupled receptor activity; olfactory receptor activity
Source: RefSeq, a predicted model, not a curated record
AUGGAUCAUGUCAAUCACACCUGGACCCAGAGUUUCAUCUUUGCUGGUUUCACUGCCACUAGGACCCUACGACCUCUUGCUUUCUUUGGGACCCUGUGCAUGUAUAUCCUCACCCUUGUAGGAAAUGUGUUCAUCAUUGUCUUGGUUCAGGCAGAUGCUGGAUUGUCCACACCCAUGUACUUCUUCAUCAGUGUCCUCUCUUUUGUAGAGGUCUGGUAUGUCAGCACCACAGUGCCCACCCUGCUGCAUACAUUGCUCCAGGGACCUUCAUCCAUUUCGUCGACUAUGUGCUUUAUCCAGCUGUAUGUCUUCCAUUCCUUGGGCAUGACCGAGUGCUACCUGUUGGGUGUCAUGGCACUGGACCGCUACCUUGCCGUCUGCCGCCCACUCCACUACCAUGUACUUAUGAACAGACAUGUACAGUUAUGGCUAGCUGGGGCCACUUGGGCUGCUGGCUUCUUAGCUGCACUUGUGCCAGCCAGCCUCACUGCCACUCUGCCCUUCUGUUUGAAAGAGGUGGCCCAUUACUUUUGUGACUUGGCACCACUAAUGCGUUUGGCAUGUGUGGACACAGACUGGCAUGCUCGAGUCCAUGGGGCAGUGAUUGGUGUGGCCACCGGAUGCAAUUUUGCACUAAUUUUGGGACUGUAUGGAGGCAUUUUGAAAGCUGUGCUGAAGCUACCCUCAGCUGCCAGUCGUGCCAAGGCUUUCUCCACCUGUUCCUCCCACAUCAUUGUGGUGGCACUAUUCUAUGUUUCUGCCUUUACAGUAUAUGUGGGCUCACCUGGGAGUCGACCUGAUGGCAUAGACAAGCUUAUUGCCUUGGUCUAUACUCUUCUUACUCCUUUUCUCAAUCCCAUAAUCUAUAGCCUUCGCAACAAGGAGGUGAAGGAGGCUGUGAGGAGGGUCUCUGGCAGGAUCAGGACAAGUCUGGAGGAACCCAGAUGA